GGGGGUACCUUUGGUCGUGAUUGCCUUCAGCAAUGUCAUUGUUCUCCAGAGGCUUGUGAGAUGGAGAGGGGUCUUUGCAAGGGACAAUGCCUUGAUAGCUGGUUUGGACCGUACUGUCAAAGAAUAUCAAGAUUGGUUCCAGUGAGAGUGAACCCAUACCAACCAUCUAGCUUCACAUGUUAUGUUGAGGGUAUCCCUCUUCCUGAUGCAUCCUUAGUUGAUCUUUUCAGACGUACUGGAAUCACCUAUAACACUACAGGAAUCACCAGGGGAUCUAGCACUGUCUCAGGGUCAGAACGAGCUGUUGUCUUUGAUGUUGAUAGUGUGCAUCCACAGGAAGAUGGGGGAUACCAGUGCAGUCUAUAUCUUGAAAACAAUGGCUAUACCAGUACGCCUAUUACCCAUGCAACUUAUGUUCUGCCAGUCAUGGAGAAAGCACCAAUGAUAGUGAGUACUACGUCAACUACGGUAGGUCUUCGAUGGAAUGCAUGGUCUGAAGAAGAUGACAUAGGUGAUCCUCCUUUGGUAGGAUAUGAGGUCUUUGUAAAGAAGGAUGCUGACUGGGUAACGGAUCAGAGAGUACAGCAACUCACAACAUCAACCAUCGUUAGUAAUCUGACACCCGACACAGAUUACAUGUUUUGUGUAGCAGCACGUGAGGGAAGGAACAGGUGGAGCAGGACCUUUGUCGCCUAGCAACAGGACAAUAUCUCGCUGUAGAAAACCCAGUGCUUCUCCAACUGGACUACAGGUGGCAGCUAUCAACCCUAAAGAGCUUGAGGUGACAUGGGAGCACCUACCCUCGGAAUCGGCAGAAUGCAGGAGUGGAGUGACCCAUUAUAUGAUCUACUACACUUCCACUGGGUCAACUUCUUUAAACUCUGUCAUGGUUCCUAACAACACAAGCUCCUACACAUUAAGAGGGUUGGAAACCUAUCUGGACUAUACCAUCCAACUGACUGCAUCGAAUAAAGACGAGGAGAGUGACAGGAGCAGUGAGACUGCCAGCAAAACACUUGAAGAAGUUGCACCUAGUCCUAUCACUGUGACUAUACCGCAGAGUACUUCAAGUUCCUUCACUGUAUCCUGGUCUACCCCUCUACCAUCUAACAUCAAUGGUAACAUCCAGAAGUAUAUCAUCCGCUACCAGCGAACUGAUCCAGCUGGUGAUGGCAAUUAUGAGAUGGAGGAAGUAUUGACCAGUGCAUUUGAUGGGGAAUAUAUUGUGAUGGACUUGGUCAGUGCAAUCAACUAUACAGUCCAGGUCCAAACUGUCAAUGGAGCUGGUUCAAGUAAUUGGUCCGAACCAGUGAAUGCAAGGACCAUCCUCUCAGGUAACGAGACCAGGAUACCUAUAGGGGCUGUGAUAGGGAGUGCGAUAGUACCCCUCGUUAUCAUCGUAAUACUAAUAUUGACUGUGGUGAUGUAUAGAAGGAACAAACAAAGACGUUUAAACGCUGAAUCAGCUGCGUCGCCACCAAAUACUGCACAUGAUACCUCCUCGAAGUAUGGGAACCCUGCAUAUGAUGGCUCAGACACAAAUACAUACCAAGAUCUUACUACAGACACAUCGAACAACCAGAAUUGUACCGACCCCCAUACCUAUGAAGAUCCCAUUGGCCGCGUUACCUAUCAAGAUGUCAUAUUAUCAGAUCCGGGAGACAUUUACGCAGAAAUAUAGAUGCAACC
Messenger RNA from Strongylocentrotus purpuratus (purple sea urchin), 1689 nucleotides. RefSeq names its product neogenin-like. NCBI's taxonomy places the organism in Eukaryota, Metazoa, Echinodermata, Echinoidea, Camarodonta, Strongylocentrotidae. The transcript has 9 exons. Gene Ontology annotation, molecular function: protein binding. Bases 842 to 1681 code for a protein of 279 amino acids. The record is from RefSeq and is a predicted model, not a curated record.